AUGGCUGGUAAUCUUGUUUCAUGGGCCUGCAAGCUCUGUAGAUCUCCUGAAGGGUUUGGACCUAUAUCCUUUUACGGUGACUUUACUCAAUGCUUCAUCGACGGUGUGAUCCUAAAUCUAUCAGCAAUUUUCAUGAUAACCUUCGGUAUCAGAGAUUUAGUUAACCUUUGCAAGAAAAAACACUCUGGCAUCAAAUAUAGGCGGAAUUGGAUUAUUGUCUCUAGGAUGGCACUAGUUCUGUUGGAGAUAGCGUUUGUUUCACUUGCGUCUUUAAAUAUUUCUAAAGAAGAAGCGGAAAACUUUACCAUUGUAAGUCAAUAUGCUUCUACAAUGUUAUCUUUAUUUGUUGCUUUAGCCUUACACUGGAUAGAAUACGAUAGAUCAGUUGUAGCCAAUACGGUACUUUUAUUCUAUUGGCUUUUUGAAACAUUCGGUAAUUUUGCUAAACUAAUAAAUAUUCUAAUUAGACACACCUACGAAGGCAUUUGGUAUUCCGGACAAACGGGUUUCAUACUAACGUUAUUCCAAGUAAUAACAUGUGCCAGUAUCCUGUUACUUGAAGCUCUUCCAAAGAAGCCGCUAAUGCCACAUCAACACAUACAUCAAACUUUAACAAGAAGAAAACCAAAUCCAUACGAUAGCGCAAACAUAUUUUCCAGGAUUACCUUCUCUUGGAUGUCAGGUUUGAUGAAAACUGGCUAUGAAAAAUACUUAGUGGAAGCAGAUUUAUAUAAAUUACCGAGGAACUUUAGUAGUGAAGAACUCUCUCAAAAAUUGGAGAAAAACUGGGAAAAUGAGUUGAAGCAAAAAUCAAAUCCUUCAUUAUCAUGGGCUAUAUGCAGAACUUUUGGAUCUAAAAUGCUUUUAGCCGCAUUCUUUAAAGCAAUUCAUGAUGUUCUAGCAUUUACUCAACCACAACUACUAAGGAUUUUAAUCAAGUUCGUCACAGACUAUAACAGUGAGAGACAGGAUGACCAUUCUUCUCUUCAAGGGUUUGAAAAUAACCACCCACAAAAAUUACCCAUUGUAAGAGGGUUUUUGAUUGCGUUUGCUAUGUUUCUGGUGGGCUUUACUCAGACAUCUGUCCUGCAUCAAUAUUUCCUGAAUGUCUUCAACACAGGCAUGUAUAUUAAGAGCGCCCUAACGGCUUUAAUAUAUCAAAAAUCCUUAGUGCUAUCUAAUGAGGCUUCUGGACUUUCCUCUACCGGUGACAUUGUCAAUCUCAUGAGUGUGGAUGUUCAAAAAUUACAAGAUUUAACACAAUGGCUAAAUUUAAUAUGGUCAGGGCCUUUUCAAAUCAUUAUUUGCUUAUAUUCUCUGUAUAAGUUGUUGGGAAAUUCCAUGUGGGUUGGCGUGAUUAUACUAGUUAUUAUGAUGCCAUUGAACUCAUUUUUGAUGAGGAUACAAAAGAAGUUGCAAAAAUCCCAGAUGAAGUACAAAGAUGAAAGGACCCGUGUUAUAAGUGAAAUACUAAACAAUAUUAAAUCUUUGAAGUUAUAUGCAUGGGAGAAGCCUUAUAGGGAAAAGCUAGAAGAAGUAAGAAAUAACAAAGAGUUAAAAAAUCUUACAAAACUAGGAUGUUAUAUGGCUGUGACAAGUUUUCAGUUCAAUAUAGUACCAUUCCUUGUUUCAUGUUGUACCUUUGCUGUAUUUGUUUAUACUGAGGAUAGAGCAUUGACUACUGACUUAGUUUUCCCUGCUUUGACUCUGUUCAACCUGCUCUCAUUCCCACUAAUGAUUAUUCCUAUGGUUUUAAAUUCUUUUAUCGAAGCUUCUGUUUCUAUUGGUAGAUUAUUUACAUUCUUUACCAAUGAAGAGCUACAACCAGAUUCGGUUCAGCGUUUACCAAAAGUAAAAAAUAUUGGCGAUGUAGCCAUUAACAUUGGAGAUGAUGCUACCUUUUUAUGGCAACGGAAACCGGAAUACAAAGUAGCCUUAAAGAAUAUUAAUUUCCAAGCUAAAAAAGGAAAUUUGACCUGUAUUGUUGGUAAAGUUGGCAGUGGUAAAACAGCUCUAUUGUCAUGCAUGUUAGGUGAUCUAUUCAGGGUUAAAGGUUUCGCCACCGUUCAUGGUUCUGUUGCUUAUGUUUCACAAGUUCCAUGGAUAAUGAAUGGUACUGUAAAGGAAAACAUUUUAUUUGGGCAUAGAUACGACGCGGAAUUUUACGAAAAAACGAUCAAGGCCUGUGCGUUAACUAUUGAUCUUGCAAUUUUGAUGGAUGGAGAUAAGACAUUAGUUGGCGAGAAAGGGAUCUCCUUAUCUGGAGGACAAAAAGCUCGUUUGUCUUUAGCAAGAGCAGUUUAUGCGAGAGCUGACACUUAUUUACUUGAUGAUCCUUUGGCAGCUGUUGAUGAACACGUUGCCAGGCACUUGAUCGAACAUGUGUUGGGUCCAAAUGGUUUAUUACAUACAAAAACGAAGGUAUUAGCCACUAAUAAGGUGAGCGCGUUAUCCAUCGCAGAUUCUAUUGCAUUAUUAGAUAAUGGAGAAAUCACACAGCAGGGUACAUAUGAUGAGAUUACGAAGGACGCUGAUUCGCCAUUAUGGAAAUUGCUCAACAACUAUGGUAAAAAAAAUAACGGUAAGUCGAAUGAAUUCGGUGACUCCUCUGAAAGCUCAGUUCGAGAAAGUAGUAUACCUGUAGAAGGAGAGCUGGAACAACUGCAGAAAUUAAAUGAUUUGGAUUUUGGCAACUCUGACGCCAUAAGUUUAAGGAGGGCCAGUGAUGCAACUUUGGGAAGCAUCGAUUUUGGUGACGAUGAAAAUAUUGCUAAAAGAGAGCAUCGUGAACAGGGAAAAGUAAAGUGGAACAUUUACCUAGAGUACGCUAAAGCUUGCAACCCGAAAAGCGUUUGUGUAUUCAUAUUGUUUAUUGUUAUAUCGAUGUUCCUCUCUGUUAUGGGUAACGUUUGGUUGAAACAUUGGUCUGAAGUUAAUAGCCGCUAUGGAUCUAAUCCAAAUGCCGCGCGUUACUUGGCCAUUUAUUUUGCACUUGGUAUUGGUUCAGCACUGGCAACAUUAAUCCAGACAAUCGUUCUCUGGGUUUUUUGUACCAUUCAUGCCUCCAAAUAUUUACACAACUUGAUGACAAACUCUGUGUUGAGAGCCCCAAUGACGUUUUUUGAAACAACACCAAUCGGUAGAAUUCUAAACAGAUUCUCAAAUGACAUAUACAAAGUGGAUGCUUUAUUAGGAAGAACAUUUUCUCAGUUUUUCGUCAAUGCAGUGAAAGUCACAUUCACUAUUACGGUUAUCUGUGCGACGACAUGGCAAUUUAUCUUCAUUAUCAUUCCACUAAGUGUGUUUUACAUCUACUACCAGCAGUAUUACCUGAGAACAUCAAGGGAGUUGCGUCGUUUAGACUCUAUUACUAGGUCUCCAAUCUACUCUCAUUUCCAAGAGACUUUGGGUGGCCUUGCAACGGUUAGAGGUUAUUCUCAACAGAAAAGGUUUUCCCACAUUAAUCAAUGCCGCAUUGAUAAUAACAUGAGUGCGUUCUAUCCCUCUAUCAAUGCUAACCGUUGGCUAGCAUAUAGGUUGGAACUUAUUGGUUCAAUUAUCAUUCUAGGUGCUGCAACUUUAUCCGUUUUUAGACUAAAACAAGGCACAUUAACGGCAGGUAUGGUGGGUUUAUCAUUAAGCUAUGCUUUACAAAUCACUCAAACGUUAAAUUGGAUUGUUAGAAUGACUGUGGAAGUUGAAACGAAUAUUGUUUCAGUGGAAAGAAUAAAGGAAUAUGCUGAUUUGAAGAGCGAGGCACCUUUAAUAGUUGAAGGCCACAGACCACCCAAAGAAUGGCCGAGCCAGGGUGAUAUAAAGUUUAAUAAUUAUUCCACUCGUUAUAGGCCGGAGCUUGAUCUUGUUCUGAAGCACAUUAAUAUACACAUUAAACCAAAUGAAAAAGUUGGUAUCGUGGGUAGAACGGGUGCGGGAAAAUCCUCAUUAACGCUAGCAUUAUUCAGGAUGAUUGAGGCUAGCGAGGGAAACAUCGUAAUCGACAACAUUGCCAUCAACGAGAUUGGGUUAUAUGAUUUGAGACAUAAAUUGUCAAUCAUACCUCAGGAUUCUCAAGUUUUUGAGGGCACUGUUCGUGAGAACAUUGAUCCCAUUAACCAAUACACUGAUGAAGCUAUUUGGAGGGCAUUGGAACUUUCUCAUUUGAAAGAACACGUGCUAUCAAUGAGCAAUGACGGAUUAGAUGCCCAACUAACCGAAGGUGGUGGCAACUUAAGUGUUGGACAAAGACAAUUAUUAUGUCUUGCAAGAGCAAUGUUGGUUCCAUCAAAGAUUUUGGUGCUUGAUGAAGCCACGGCCGCAGUCGACGUGGAGACAGAUAAAGUCGUCCAAGAGACGAUUCGUACUGCUUUCAAGGACAGAACUAUCUUGACCAUCGCGCAUAGACUGAACACGAUAAUGGACAGUGAUAGAAUCAUAGUGUUGGACAAUGGUAAAGUAGCCGAGUUUGACUCUCCGGGCCAGUUAUUAAGUGAUAACAAAUCAUUGUUCUAUUCACUGUGCAUGGAGGCUGGUUUGGUCAAUGAAAAUUAA
Messenger RNA from Saccharomyces cerevisiae S288C, 4548 nucleotides. RefSeq names its product ATP-binding cassette glutathione S-conjugate transporter YCF1 (gene YCF1). Lineage: Eukaryota; Fungi; Ascomycota; Saccharomycetes; Saccharomycetales; Saccharomycetaceae. Gene Ontology annotation, molecular function: transmembrane transporter activity; ABC-type cadmium transporter activity; ATP binding. The transcript has a single exon. The record is from RefSeq and is marked reviewed. Gene Ontology annotation, biological process: cadmium ion transmembrane transport; transmembrane transport; homeostatic process. Gene Ontology annotation, cellular component: vacuolar membrane; fungal-type vacuole membrane; membrane. The coding region runs from base 1 to 4548 and encodes 1515 amino acids.